AAGUUUAUUAAUCUUAAUUAAAUCCGUGUUUUUCUGAGCUCUGUUCUUCAUUUCCUUCACAAUAAUUCUCCCUCUUUCCUCUGACUCUUCUUGUCUCUGUUUCUUGUCUCUCUGCAAUGGCGAAUCUCCCUAAAUUUUCCAUUUUCUCUCUCCUCCUUCUCCUUCUUCUUCAGCUCUUCUUUGAUGCUUCCUCUUCUUUCACUCCCACCGACCAUUACCUAAUCAACGCCGGCUCCGACGCCCCUUUAACCACCGACUCCGAUAAUCGCAAGUUUUCCGGCGAUGAUUCGCCACUUCCUCACUCGGUUCGACUCUCUGCAUCUCGGACGAUCCCCCUCACUGAGUUAGACCAUGUCUCCCCUCUUUACAACUCGGUCAGAAUCUUCAGAAAACCCUCAAAAUAUGCGUUUCAGAUCAAAGAGAAAGGUGCCCAUUUGGUACGUCUUCAUUUUCACCGCUUUGAUUCAUCGAAAUUCGAUCUUUCUGAUGCUCAAUUUCAUGUUUUAGCUGAUGGGUAUUUGUUAUUGAAUGAAUUUAGUGGGUUGACCAUGAAAUCACUUGAAAUUAGGGAGUAUAUUUUGUGGGUUGAUAGUAAUAACCUUGAAAUUUUGUUCAAACCUUUGAAGAAAUCUAAAUUUGGCUUUGUCAAUGCAAUUGAAGUUAUUUCUGCGCCUAAAGAUUUGAUACUGGACAUUGCUCAAUCUGUAGAUUCUAAUGGGGUGGUUAAAAUUGAUGGAAUUUCCAGAAAUGCGUUUGAAACUAUGUUUAGGGUUAAUGUUGGAGGUGCUAAAGUGACCCCUUUUAAUGAUUCUUUGUGGAGAACAUGGGUUACUGAUGAUGGGUUCUUAGAAUCAGACCAUGGGUCUAAAGAGGUUCAUUUUGGUGGUAGAAUUAAGUAUCAAUUGGGAGGAGCGAGCCGCGAGGUUGCCCCUGAUAAUGUGUAUAACAGCGCGAGGGUCAUUAGUGCUUCGAAUCCUGGUGUUGCUAAGGAGUAUUUGACAUGGGGUUUUCCAAUUGUUGAUGGGUACAAGUAUCUUGUGAGGACUCAUUUUUGUGACAUUGCUAGUCCUGUGCUUGGAUCAUUGUAUUUCAAUGUGUAUGUUAAUGGGGAUUUGGCCAUUGAAAACUUGGAUCUAACGACUAUUACAAACAGUUUGGCUUCUCCUUACUAUGCUGAUUUCGUUGUCAAUGGAGAAAACGGGGUUGUUUCUGUUAGUGUUGGGCAUUCAAAUUGGAGCUCACCUUCAGGGGUUGAUGCAUUACUGAAUGGAAUAGAAGUCUUCAAAAUGAGCAACUCACUAAAUAGUCUUGAUGGAAUGGUAUCUGCAAAUUCAAUCAUGAGAUGUAGGGGAGGAAAUAGUAGUUUUCUGGUGCUUCUUGUAGCUGCAGUAGGGUUGUUGGUUGCUGCAUCUGUUGUCUUGCGUAAAAGAUUAAUGGCUGUGCGUGAUUCUGUGGCAUGGUCUCCAUUGCCUGUGGAUGUUUCUGAAGUCAGUUUGAAGUCUACCUAUUUAUAAUUUUGCGAAUGAAAGUCUCUUUGGAGAUGAAUGUAUCCAUAUAUGUUGCUACAUUCAUAACUUAUCAAGCCCUGGUCUUGUUAAAAGGUCGAGUAUUGGACCUCAGAACACUUUGAUUGUGGCAUUGCUAGAUGUGAAAGGACUCAGAUGGUUGGACUGAUGCUCUUUCAGUUAUGCAAGUAAAUUGUAUUUUGUGAAGAACUUAGAACUUCCGAUCAUAGGCACUCCGUAUUUAUUUUUGUUGAUAAUUCAUAUAAUGUUAACAAACUUUUCUUUUUUUCUGAGAUUAUUGAUCUUGUUUUUUGAGUGUAAUAUAUGGUGAUUGGUGAAGGCAUAUGAAUGAAAACCAACUGUAAUGGAUAUACUUUUGAUAACUUUUCUAGUUUUCUGGUUUAAAA
Chenopodium quinoa (quinoa) is the source of this 1912-nucleotide messenger RNA. RefSeq names its product probable receptor-like protein kinase At5g24010. The coding region runs from base 117 to 1514 and encodes 465 amino acids. The transcript has a single exon. The record is from RefSeq and is a predicted model, not a curated record. Lineage: Eukaryota; Viridiplantae; Streptophyta; Magnoliopsida; Caryophyllales; Amaranthaceae. Gene Ontology annotation, molecular function: protein kinase activity.